UCAAAGUUAUUCAAUGCUUUGAAUGAAGUGCUGUUUAGCAGCAUAUCAGAGGAACAAAGCCAGAGACUGUGUGAUUUACUGGAGAUAGAUGACAGCACUCUCAUCAGCCCCAAAUUGUUUGUUGGCAUCACAGGUGUGGUUGAGAGGCUAUCGUGUGCCCAGUUUUGUUUCAAAGACGAUUCAGACAGCAAGUUUCAAAAAGACAAUAUUGAGAGUGCAGAUUUCUGUUCUUUAAAUUGGAAGCUUCGAGACAUUGGAGUCAGAAAAGACAUGCGUGUUCUACUGCAUUUGUUAUUGUAA
Molecule: messenger RNA, 300 nt
Organism: Candidula unifasciata
Lineage: Eukaryota; Metazoa; Mollusca; Gastropoda; Stylommatophora; Geomitridae
Source: the annotation of a GenBank genome assembly